This is a messenger RNA of Ramularia collo-cygni, 693 nucleotides long. RefSeq lists its product as uncharacterized. Gene Ontology annotation, cellular component: mitochondrion. The record is from RefSeq and is a predicted model, not a curated record. NCBI's taxonomy places the organism in Eukaryota, Fungi, Ascomycota, Dothideomycetes, Mycosphaerellales, Mycosphaerellaceae. The coding region runs from base 1 to 693 and encodes 230 amino acids. The transcript has a single exon.
AUGUCGUUCUGGGACCGAUUCCUCGCGCCCGGUGACCUUCGCCGGGAAAGUCAGCCCGCUGUAUCUUCGCCUCCGCCAAACCUCGAUGCUCCCAUUGCUCCCACCGUCCCGACUCGGAUAGACGCUGCGCAUCGGCGUCGUCGCCAGGAUGCCAUGUUCUUCGGUGGACUUGCAUUCACAUUCCUUACUGCAUUUGUAACAAGACGAGCACUGUACAAGAAGCAGCUGGCGGUCUWCCCACAUCUCAAGCAGACAAAGCUCAAAAAUCCAAACGCAAAGAUUGAACUCCCACAAUUCACGCCUUCAAAUGCUGCACCAAAGGCAGAUGGUGGAUUGGAUGCAGCAGAGGCGCUUUUUCUCGCAACGCUCAAUGUGGCAGCCAUUUUCAUGGCAGCUACGGGAGGGGCUAUGAAGUACUUUGAUGUUGCCGACAUCGAGGAUCUCAGGGAGGCUGUGCGCAAAGGCAUCGGCUAUGAUGUCUACUCUGGGGACAGUGAAGCGGACAAGGAGAUUGAGGACUGGUUUGCAGAGGUGCUGAGCAGGAAGGACGGGACAGGUGAUAUCAAAACCACCAUUAUGGAGAAGAUGGCUGAGCUGGCAGAGAUUGAAAAGCGACGAAAGUUGGAGUCCAAAGAGGCUGAUCUGUUGCAGAGCAUACAAAAGAAGAGGGAGCUGUUGGAAAAGGGAGAGUAG